Malus domestica (apple) is the source of this 5613-nucleotide messenger RNA. The record is from RefSeq and is a predicted model, not a curated record. Lineage: Eukaryota; Viridiplantae; Streptophyta; Magnoliopsida; Rosales; Rosaceae.
AAUGGUAAUAAAUGGUGGAGGGAUUUUGCUGCUCCGACGGUUUCAGUCAGGCAAAAAUGCCAAUCGGGGCACAUUCCUCCGGAGCUCCGGUACGACUGCCUCCGAGGCUAGUUUCGGAAGUCCACCAUCUUCAGGUACUGACAAAAGUUCUUCUCUUUGCUUGCUUUUACUCACAUAUCCCUCUCAAUUAACAAGUUCGUAUUCAAAUAAAAGUAGCUUCAUUUGGUUGAUUUGGUUCUGGAAGCUUAUACUCUUUGAGGUUUGUUGUUAAUUGGUGUCUCUCUUCCAUGUUUAGGUUUGUAUGUGCAAAUCUAUGUGGCUUUGAAGCUUCAAUACAUUAGAUUUCUUAAGAUAAAUCAUUGGCAGGAGCUGUUAUUUGCACUCCAAAAAAAUCAUUCUGCACUUUUCAAUGGAAAAGUCAUAUUUUUGGUUGCUUGCAGCCAACGGUUUAAACUUACUAUUAGUUUUGGUAAACCAGGGUUACAUUAUAAAGUUAAGUAGAGCAUUGUCAUGUAAUUUGACAAACAAGUAUCUUUUGUUAAUGUUGCAUUACUGAAACAAAAGUAUGAAUACAGGCUGCUCGUGCGAGGGACUAUAAAUUCGAGUAUUUAUAGGACACUUGAAGAGCAAUAAUGCUUAGUUCUAAUUGUACUAUCAUUAAAAAGAACAAUUGAAAUUCUGUGAAACAAGUAAAUGUGGCUGGAUGUUAUGCAUGCAUUGCAGUUGCAGAUACAAGCAAUACAGGUAUCUAGGAGGAGAAGCCAUCUUCGGCCAUUCAAAUUGUUCGUAUUCUUUGUUCAUGAUAAUUUGGUUUGGUGCUUACCCUGACUCAUUUAUAUGUUCAUUAGUUCCACAUUGAUUUUGCUUAGCUUUCAUGUAAUCUCCUGCGAGUAUCAUAUCUACAUAUCUAUCUGUGAAGGAUUCCCUUGCCCAUGUGUUUGAAUUAAAUUUUUAAAUUUGAAAGUUCCAACAAGAAUAUUUAAUGUUUAUGUUUUCAGUUGCUCAAAUUGGAUUGACUGCUAAUGAUAUAUUUAGGUUCUCGUAUAGUUGUGUGCGUAAACAUUUCUAGCAUUAUACUUUUGGGACCGUCUUCUGAGAAAAUUAACCAACAAAAGCUUCAUUGCUCCAAAAUUCUAUAAAUCACGUCAUUUAUGCACCUGCUCUUGGCCUUUAUCAUUUUCUUCAAAUUUAAGGAAUAUGUUCUACAUAUAUUUCCAGACUUUCUAUAGAAUUGGUGAUAGCUAAUACUUUGUCGUGGUUGCGUUAACAGUAUUUGUCCACUGAAUGUGGUAGGACUACAUAGUAUCUAUUUGCAGGAGGAUGAAUUAUAGGUAGUCUUGUAAUGGGUUAGAUCUCUCAAUAUGACCCCAUUUGCUUCUCUGGCGUUUCCUAUCCUAUUGUCCCUGGAGAUUUUUACAAAAUUGUCAUGUUGGUCUAGAUUUCUGUCUUUUGAAGAUUUAAUGUAUUAUUGUUGAAUACUGUGUUGUGCUUGAAUUCAAGAUCUAUAGCAAACAAGAUAUAGCAUUGUAUAAGAAUUUUGUCCGAAAAUUACAUCAUGAUUAGCAAAAUAUUGAAUCCUUCUUUAUUGUUCCUCCUCCCUAAAAGGAAUUAAACCUCACUUUGUUCAUACCUUAUAAGAACUAAUCUCUAACAGAUAGUCUAAAACCUAAUGAUAUCCUUCCUGUCAAUUCACUUACUUGAAAUAAAUUAAGAGGAACAGACAUAAAUGAUAACGGAGCUGUUCACACCCUUUUUAGCAUCUCUCACACCCUUCUUUAUUACUGGCCUUAGAUAAAUCAAACGGAAACAAUGGACAAGAAUAAACAGGGGUUGUAGGAGGAGAAAAAUUGUGUGUAUUUAUCAUUUCCCAUGUUAAACUGAUUUACUUACCAAUCUGUCUUUUCGACCAUCAGUUCUUUCCACGUUGAACAGGUUAAGCGUUUUUCUCCGUGAUCGACAUCUAUGUAACCGCCUGGGGCAGGUGUUGGCUUGCAUGCAACUUCUCAAAUUACUUUCUCACCUGGAUAUGAAUCCGCGUUGAAUAGGUUGAGCGUUUUUCUCCGUGAUCAACAUGAUAACAUCUAUAAAACUGUCUAGGGCAGGUGUUGGUUUGCAUGCAGCUUGUUGAAUCUCUAUGCAUCCACGUUCCACAAGUCGAGCAUUUUUCUGCAUGAUCAACAUCUAUACAACCAUCUGCGGCAGGUGUAAUCACCUAAGCAUGUUUGGUUUGCAUGCAUUUUUGUCGAGCCUCUUUAUUACCUCUAUAAAAAUCCCAGUUAUCCUACGGUCUCAUCACAAUUCAGUAUUCAAGUUUUUUCUUCCCCGUCAUUGCCAUAAAUCUGCUAAAGCUUCUUUCUUGUAGAAGCAGUUGAAGUUUUCACUAUCCUGGUGAUGAAUAUACGAGCAAAUUGUUGUCAUGGAGUUUCCUAGUCAAUGUGAUUACCACAGUUAUUCUGUGGCCAACUCUGUACCAUGUGUGAAUUUGUAUAAACGGCUUAAGUUAGCAGGCCUCUGUUAGGAUCUCCAGCUUGCUUAUGCGCUGUUUGGAUUACCUUCUAUGCUUAAAUUUUGUCAGUGAUCCUGUUUAAAGUUUCCUUUCUAUUACCUUAUGGAGGGAGUCGGAGUAUAUCAAAAUCGUACUCUAAAAAGGAAGCUCAUGAAAUAGCAAAAUCUUAAGUUUAAUUCGCUUCUAAUUUUGUCCAAAAGCAAAGAUAGUAGCUUCGUUAGUGGAUACAGAUGGCAAACGCAUGGGAAUAGAGAAGAAAAAUAAUAAAGCAAGGCACUAUAUAUUCAAUAGUUUUCUGUUGUCGAACAGAUUAUGUUUAUGCAACCACGAAAUUGCUAAGGAGAUUUUUUUUAUUUUUUAUUCUUUGAUGUAGGAUGGACUCAAAAGCAGCUUUGAUUCUCGCCUUGUGAUUGAAGAAAUGACAAGCAAGCAGGACAUGGAAUCCAACCGUGAAGUUGAAGUGGUUCAGUGGACGACGAAAAUGAAAACACAAGUUCCAUUGAGCUCAUCAGGUUGUGCUACCCCCUUUACUCACAUUCCCAACAUUAUAACAAUCGUUUACUCACAUCCCUAACAUUACGAGCUCUAACCCUCUAACUAAAAAAAUCUUAAUAUAAAAGUUUAAAUACAACAACUUAAGAGGGGACCUUCUGGGUUUGCUAUUUCAGGGGAGGCCUUAAUUUGCAAUGUUGGGCUUCAGUCUGUCUCAUAUGGCGUUUGUGGUACUUGUCGUACUACUCGCUGUGGGGUUCGGUUGCAAAGAGAGGAAAUCAUCCCUGGAGAUAGCAGUCCCUUUACUUCUUCCUUUUAUAACGUUCAUAAGCUAACACUGACAGGCCAAUCCACCUCCACCAGUUGCUCUUGGGAUGCUGGCUUUAGAGAGAGACAGGGUGUGAGUCUUGAGAGUAAGAGAGGCAAACGAGCGAGGAAAUGUGGUUUGGCAGAAGGCAAUGACUGUAUGUGGUAGCCCUGGUUUUCCAUGGCGUUCUGUGCGAGAAAAAGAUGGAGAAGUAUGGCUCCACAUAUGUCCAUACAGUCGUAGCCCUAGUCUGCCAGAUUUGAACUAAAAGAGGCGCCAGAAUAUGUCACUCUCUUCUGCGUCCUCUCUAACUCUCCCUUCUCUCUUCCAUUCUCUGAUUCUGUUCUCUUUUUACACACUGGUCAGAUGGCUAUUCCUAAACCACCACCCUCCGGCCACUUGUCAUCUGAUCCUCACCUCGUCAAACUUUCCACAACACUGCCAAUGUACUCUCUCUUUCUUUCAACCCAAUUUCCUCACUCUCUGGCAUUCCUCCUCAGCCUUUUCUUUAAUUUCUUUUAUCCUCUUUUCGUUCCCUCACGAUCCUUACCCCACUCAUCUGCACCCCCUUACGUGUUCUUCUCGCUUUGGCCACACCUGUGCUCUCUCCACUGGCAGCAUCACAAGUUUACCAACUAGACCACGGCCUGCAGCUUAUACAACCCCACCCUCACCCACACAAACAUAUAACCAGCCCCUACCUCUCUGAAGAUCAUCGCUAUCAACAAACGCUCUGUGUUCAUAGACAAUGGAAAACUUCCAUCCACCUUCUGUCCCCUCUACAACGACCGUAACCUCUACUCACCAGACAAAUAAUUCGCAGUCCUCCACUUGUGAACCAAUGAGCUGUUUGCCUUCAACUACUUGUAGUCCUUCAGCCACUCAGUACAGGUAUUACCCGUACCAUCAGGCCGGUCUCCCCAUGUAUCCAUUCCUGGGUGGCGCCCAACCGAAUAUGGUUCUAUCCAGAGAACAGGCCAGCCUAGACCGAUCCGGAUGGAUAUUGAAUGCCCUUAUGUCUAAGUCUGCAAGAAACGAGAGAAAGAUGGCGAGACAGAGGAGUCUCAAUUUGAGCAGAAACGCAGCCAAUACUGCUGUUUCUUGUUCUCCCCCAGUGAGUAGGCAUCCUCCAUUUCAUGGGAAUCAUGAUGAUGAUACAUGUGGAAUCAUUUCCACGUCAUCAUCUGGUAAUGGUGCUGAUUUGCAGAACACCAAAGAACAGCUCUACCCGUUCUGCACGCCGGAUAACAAGAAACUGAGACCGCUGUUUAACAAGGAGUUGAAGAAUAGUGAUGUUGGACCUUUGGGCAGGAUUAUAGUACCGAAGAAAGAAGCCGAAAAUAACCUUCCAAUGCUCUCCGGCAAAGAAGGCAUCCAGCUGACUGUCAGAGAUGUACAUUCCGACCAGCAUUGGGAGUUCAAAUACAAGUACUGGUCAAAUAACAGAAGCAGAAUGUAUGUGUUCGAAUAUACAGGCGCUUUUGUUAGGCAAAAAAGGCUGGAGGCGGGAGAUUGCAUUUAUCUGUACGAGGAUGAAUGCAAGAACAUCUACGUCUACGUAGAAAAGGUGCCAAGACCAGCACGUGUAGCUGAGCCCUCCUCCUCCUCUCAACAGCGUAAUACUACGACUAACCAUACAGACCAAACUGCCAACAUGAACACUAGCCUCGAGGCCAACAAUACCGACAACAAAACUCCCAACACCGAUGCUAAAACCCAUAGAAGUAACCCCUAUGUGGCCUCAAACUUGUCUUCACCUUCACCUUCCCCUUCACCAUUUACCUAUGUAGCUGGCUACGAAGAAGACGAAUUAUCUCUAGAACUACUUAUGGAACAACUUAAGCAAGAGCAAGAAGCUAACGUUUUCGCGGAUGCUGUGUCUAUGACCUCUGCUUCUUCAUCAGCCUAUAUGGAACAUGAGGAAGCUACUACUUUGUCCAACAACAUCGCUAAUCGCCAUAUUGAGAUAUCUACCAAACCACCGUCCACGUUGUCUGCAGGAAUCGAUCCUUCAUCGUCAUCAUCUUCACAGAGUAGAGCAAUGGUGAGGAUGGUAAAUGAUGAUCAGCCUGAGUUCGAUGACUGCUACAAAGGCCUUGGGACGCUCCCAGAAGUCGACCACUACAAGUACGUGUGACUAUCGCCUCUUCGAUCACAACGGGGCCGCAGCGGACGACAAGAGAACUGAGUGUUUCAUGUGCUUCAGAAGAUAUAUAGGAAAAACAAAUUAUCGAUGUGAUAUUAAUUUUUAUAUUCUGAUGUCAAUUAUAUUCUCAAUGAAAUCAAAUUAAAGUAUUUUCAUACUUUA